Molecule: messenger RNA, 1005 nt
Organism: Colius striatus (speckled mousebird)
Lineage: Eukaryota; Metazoa; Chordata; Aves; Coliiformes; Coliidae
Gene: GPR6
Product: G protein-coupled receptor 6
Exons: 1
Coding region: 1-1005 (334 amino acids)
Biological process (GO): G protein-coupled receptor signaling pathway
Cellular component (GO): membrane
Molecular function (GO): sphingosine-1-phosphate receptor activity
Source: RefSeq, a predicted model, not a curated record
AUGGAAGCAGCGGCAGCCCUCAACCAGAGCGGAGCGGCCGCUCCCCGGCUGCCGGCCGCCGGCGGCGGCAGCAGCAACGGCAACAACGCGUCGCUGGAGCUGUCGUCGCGGCCCCCCUCGCCCGCCGCCCUCAACCCCUGGGACGUGAUGCUCUGCGUCUCCGGCACCGCCAUCGCCUGCGAGAACGCCCUGGUCGUGGCCAUCAUCUGCUACUCGCCCGCCCUGCGCACCCCCAUGUUCGUGCUGGUGGGCAGCUUAGCCACGGCUGACCUCCUGGCUGGCCUCGGCCUCAUCCUCAACUUCGUUUUCCAGUACGUGAUCCGCUCCGAGACGGUCAGCCUGCUGACGGUGGGCUUCCUCGUCGCCUCCUUCGCCGCCUCUGUGAGUAGCUUGCUGGCUAUCACGGUCGAUCGCUACCUCUCCCUCUACAACGCCCUCACCUACUACUCGGAGAGGACAGUGCUCUGCGUCCACACCAUGCUGGCAGGUGCUUGGGGCGUCUCUCUCUGCCUGGGACUGCUGCCUGUCCUGGGCUGGAACUGCCUCCACGACCACGCUGCCUGCAGCGUCGUCAGACCCUUGACCAAGAGCAAUGUGACGCUGCUGUCUGCCUCUUUCUUUCUCAUUUUCCUCGUCAUGCUCCAUCUCUAUGUUGAGAUCUGCAAGAUCGUUUGCAGGCAUGCCCACCAGAUAGCUCUCCAGCAGCACUUUCUGACUGCUUCGCACUAUGUCGCCACCAAAAAAGGAGUCUCUACCCUGGCUAUAAUCCUCGGGACUUUUGGAGCCAGCUGGCUGCCUUUUGCCAUCUACUGUGUAGUGGGAGAUCCCGACUACCCUUCCGUGUACACGUAUGCCACACUUCUACCCGCUACCUACAACUCCAUGAUCAACCCCAUCAUCUACGCCUACAGAAACCAAGAAAUCCAGCGGUCCAUGUGGGUGCUCUUCUGCGGCUGCUUUCAGGCUAAAGUGUCCUUCCGCUCCCGGUCCCCCAGCGAUGUCUGA